UGGGUGGGUGGGUGGGUUUAUUCAGUGCAUCAACCGAAAGAAAGCUAUUGCUUCACAUGAAUGGUGGCAAGGGAGAAAGGAGUUAUACAAACAACUGCUUGCUACAAAAAAAACUAAUGCUUAAAGCCAAACCCAUACUUGAAGAAACUAUAAUGAGACUAUAUCGUGAUUUUUCUCCAAACUGCAUGAAAGUGACAAACUUAGGUUGCUCUGUAGGACCAAAUGCUCUUCUGGUGAUAUCAAAUAUUAUUGACAUUGUCAAUACCGCUUGCACUAGCUUGAAUCGUGAACCACCAAAAUUCCAAUUUUAUCUCAAUGAUUUAUUUGGAAACGGAUUCAAUACCAUCUUCAAGUCACUUCCAAAUUUCUAUACAAGAUUGGUAGAAGAUAAGGGACACAAGUUUGGUCCAUGCUUUGUUAAUGCAACCCCUGGAUCCUUCUAUGGGAGGCUCUUUCCCAGUAAUUCCAUAAACCUAUUUCAUUCCUCCAACAGUCUACACUGGCUUUCCCAGGGUUUGAUUGAAGAAGAAAAAUUGGACUCCUUUAACAUACCAGUGUAUGAACCUACAGUUGAAGAAAUUAGGCAUGUGAUUGAGGAAGAAGGAUCAUUCUUUGUUCAACGAUUUGAGAUUUUAACCUUGCCUUGGGUUGAAGGCCUAAAUGAAGGUGGUGAUAAUUCAUUUCUUGAUGGAAAUAUAAAAGCCAGAUAAAUGGCCAAGCACGUAAGAGCAGCAAUGGAGCCUCUCUUGUCCACAAAGUUUGGUGAAGAAGUUAUAAACGAAGUAUUCAUCAUGUAUCAAAAGAAAGUUGUGCAAUUAAUGGAGGUGGAGAAAUUGGAGUGUGCUACUUCUAUGAUAUCCAUGACCAAAAAUGCUUGAAGAAAUGUGGCUAAAUAGAAUAUCUUCUCAGUUAAUAAUACCCAAUUAAGUUAGUUUGGUUGUUAAAAACUGUUUUCUAUUAGUCAGUCGGGGGUUAUUAGCUUUUCCUGUAUAUAAACAUUCAUGUAUUGCCACAACAGUCCUAAUAAUGUAAAAGUUUGUUUCUCUUUCA
Glycine soja is the source of this 1050-nucleotide messenger RNA. RefSeq names its product 7-methylxanthosine synthase 1-like. Lineage: Eukaryota; Viridiplantae; Streptophyta; Magnoliopsida; Fabales; Fabaceae. Gene Ontology annotation, molecular function: S-adenosylmethionine-dependent methyltransferase activity. Bases 57 to 710 code for a protein of 217 amino acids. Gene Ontology annotation, biological process: methylation. The transcript has 3 exons. The record is from RefSeq and is a predicted model, not a curated record.